AUGGAUGAUCCACGAAACAUCACAGAAUUCUUCAUGCUGGGACUCUCACAAAAUCCUGACGUGCAGAGAGUUUUGUUUGUGCUCUUUUUUAUUGUCUACCUGGUUUCUAUUGGGGGAAAUCUCCUUAUCAUUAUCACAAUUAUCUUCAGUCCCUCUUUGGGCUCACCUAUGUACUUUUUCCUCUCAUAUCUAUCCUUUAUUGAUACUUGCUAUUCCUCGUGUAUGACUCCCAAACUCAUCGCUGACUCUUUAUAUGAGGGGAGAACUAUUUCAUUUGAGGGAUGCAUGGCUCAAUUUUUUGUCGCUCAUUUAUUGGGAGGAACUGAGAUCAUCCUGCUCACUGUGAUGGCCUAUGACUGCUAUGUGGCCAUCUGCAAGCCCCUGCACUACACAGCCAUCAUGACCAGGCAUCUCUGUGCCAUGCUAGUGGGGUUGGCUUGGCUGGGGGGCUUCCUGCACUCCCUGAUUCAGCUCCUCCUGGUCCUUCAGUUGCCCUUCUGUGGACCCAAUGUGAUCGAUCACUUUGUCUGUGACUUGUACCCUUUGCUGGAACUCGCUUGCACCAACACGUUCGUCAUUGGUCUGCUGGUGGUGGCCAACAGUGGUGUGAUCUGCUUGUUGAACUUCCUCAUGCUGGCUGCCUCCUACAUUGUCAUCCUGCACUCCUUGAGGUCCCAUAGUGCAGAGGGGAGACGGAAAGCCCUCUCCACCUGUGGGGCUCACUUCACUGUUGUUGCCUUGUUCUUUGUCCCUUGUAUAUUCAUAUAUAUGCGGCCAUCAUCCACUCUGUCCAUAGACAAAAUUGUGGCUGUGUUUUACUGUAUUUUGACACCUAUGUUCAAUCCUCUGAUUUAUACCCUGAGAAAUGUAGAGGUGAAAAAUGCUAUGAAAAAUCUCUGCAAAAAAUGA
Lepus europaeus (European hare) is the source of this 909-nucleotide messenger RNA. Its product is annotated as olfactory receptor 4C3D. The record is from RefSeq and is a predicted model, not a curated record. Bases 1 to 909 code for a protein of 302 amino acids. The transcript has a single exon. NCBI's taxonomy places the organism in Eukaryota, Metazoa, Chordata, Mammalia, Lagomorpha, Leporidae. Gene Ontology annotation, biological process: G protein-coupled receptor signaling pathway. Gene Ontology annotation, molecular function: olfactory receptor activity; G protein-coupled receptor activity. Gene Ontology annotation, cellular component: membrane.